Molecule: messenger RNA, 3414 nt
Organism: Rhodamnia argentea
Lineage: Eukaryota; Viridiplantae; Streptophyta; Magnoliopsida; Myrtales; Myrtaceae
Product: disease resistance protein RPV1-like
Exons: 5
Coding region: 1-3414 (1137 amino acids)
Biological process (GO): defense response; signal transduction
Molecular function (GO): protein binding; ADP binding
Source: RefSeq, a predicted model, not a curated record
AUGGAGAGAGGGACGAAUUCACAGCCGUCAUCCGGACCUUCAUACGAGGUUUUUCUCAGUUUUCGCGGACCCGACACCCGUCAUGGAUUCACCGAUUGUCUUUACCACAGUAUGGCUGCGGCCGGGAUUCUCGUCUUUAGGGACGAUGAAUCCCUCCGUGUCGGUGAAAGAAUUGGUGGUGAACUUCUACGAGCAAUUGAGAAUUCCAAGAUCUACAUUCCCAUAUUCUCCACAAAUUAUGCUUCGAGCCACUGGUGCCUCCGAGAGCUCACAUACAUGGUCGAGUGCUCCUCGAAAUCGAAUGGGAGCAAAGAGAUUCUGCCAAUUUUUUUCGACGUGGAACCUGUUGAUGUCAAGCUCAAAACAGACGUAUACAGACAGAAUCUUUCACAGAUCCGGAAGAAGUUUCGCACUGAAGUAAAGUCAUGGGAAAAGGCUCUCAUUGAUGUGGGCAAGAUAAAGGGAUGGAACUUGAAGAAAGACGAAGGCCAAGGAAAUCUGAUCCAAUUAGUAAUUCAAGCCGUCUUGGCUAAGCUGAAUGUCAGUUAUAAAAAUGUGAUUGAACAUCUAGUUGGAGUUGAUGAUCGUGCAGAAGCAAUAAUCAAGAUGUUGGAUCUGGAAUCAGAUAGUGUGCAAUUCCUCGCGAUCCACGGAAUGGGCGGUGUUGGCAAAACAACACUGGCCAAAGUCGUCUUCAACCGGCUGUCUUCUCAAUUCCAAGGCUGCAAUUUCCUUUCGGAUGUUCGAGAGUCAUCAGAACGACAUGGCCUGGUAUAUUUGCAAAAACAAUUGUUAUCCAAGUUCCUCGAUUCUCCUUCUGUCAAUCAAAUUCAUGACGUGGAUGAUGGGAUCAACAUGAUUAAGAGGGUACUUUGUAGUAAAAAAGUUCUCAUUGUUCUCGACGACAUGGAUGAAGAAAAGCAACUAAAAAGUCUGGCAGCAAAAGGAAAUUGGUUCGGUUCUGGUAGUAGGAUUAUCAUUACUACUAGAUACAAAAGUGUCCUAAUGAUUGAUGGAGAAUCAACAGGUGAAGGCCCUUUGAAGUCUGCUAAUAUUUCAAGUUACGAAGUACAGGAAAUGGAAUUUCAUCAUGCACUUAAGCUUUUCACUAGGCAUGCCUUCAGGAGAGACUCUCCACCCAAUGAUUAUGUCUCCCUUUCAAAAAACGUUGUCUCCACUUUGGGAAAGCUUCCUUUAGCUCUUAAAGUGACAGGUUCAUUCCUUUCUGGUAAAUCCAAAGCAUUAUGGGUAGACACAUGCAAGAAGCUACAAAAAGCUCCUCCCAUGGAAGUCCAAAGAACAUUGAUGAUAACUUAUGAAAGGUUAGAUGAUGCACAAAGGCAAGUAUUUCUAGAUAUAGCUUGUUUUUUUGUUAAUGAGGAUAAAACCUAUCCUUUCUACAUGUGGGAUGAUUGUGAAUACUGUCCCAACAAUGCCAUUGAAGUCCUCUAUCUCAUGUCCUUGAUAAAAAUCAAAGAUGACAAUACUUUUUGGAUGCAUGACCAAGUCCGGGACUUUGGAAAGGCAAUUGUCCGUAAAGAAAAUUUCGACGAUCCUUGCAAGCAUAGUAGAGUGUGGAAUCAUCAGGAAGCCCUCAGCAUUCUAAAGCAGAAAGAGGGAAGUAGGAAAAUAGAAGCAUUGUCACUAGGAAAUCGUGGGGACAUUCUAACGCAUGAUGAAGUUGCUAAUUUACAAAACCUGAGGUUCUUGGAAGCGAAUGGGGUGUUCCUCGUUGGAGACUUCAAUAAUCUUCUCUCGAAUUUAAGAUGGUUUUCUUGGCGAUGGUGCCCUCACGAGUUUGCGGCAGCAAACUUUCAUCCGACUAAUUUAGUUGUUCUUGACCUUUCACACAGCAAUGUUUCGGAGAAAUGGAUUGGUUGGAACCAAAUCAGAGUGGCAACUAAACUAAAAGUACUAGAUCUUAGCAAUUGCGAAUACUUAAUGAGAACACCUGAUUUAUCUACGUUGGUGUCCUUGGAGAGAUUGAUUCUUGAAGACUGUCGCAACUUAACUGAAAUUGACCCAUCCAUUGGUAAAUUAGAGCUCCUAACUACUUUGAACUUGAAGGGAUGUGAUUCUCUUCAAGAGUUGCCUGAAGAAAUAGGAUGUCUACAAGCUUUGAAAGAGAUUGUCAUGCCUAAUACGCUACUUGAACUUCCAUGGACGUUCGGUAAUUUGCGGUCAUUGUUGACCCUUGAUGUAUCAUAUAGGCUGAUUAGCAAACUGCCUUACUCGAUUGGAGGGCUAGUGAAACUUAGGCGGUUGAAUUUAUCGAGAUGUACGAAGAUAGAGGAACUCCCAGAACCGUUUGGGGAGUUACAAUCCUUAGUCGAGUUGGAUUUGUCAUCGACAAGUUUGGGUCACUUACCUGAUUCAAUCGGCAAUUUAAAGCAAUUGAAAAUACUUAGGAUGACCAGCAUAAGUCGGAUAACAAAAUUACCAAUCGCGAUUGGACUGAUGGAGAAGCUUGAAGAGUUAGAUGCUAGUAGAUGUUGCAAAUUGACUGGCGAUAUUACUGUAGGAAUUGGGGGAUUGUCUUGUUUGAGGAUCCUAGACUUAUCAUACACAGAUAUAUUUACAUUGCCCAACACGUUGAGUUACCUCUCUAAUCUGCAAAUACUUAAGUUGGAAUCAUGUCCUAAGCUUCGACAGUUGCCUGAGCUUCCCUUGAGUUUGACUAGUCUAAAAUGCACCGCCGAUAGUGGCGAACCCUAUGAAGGCAGGGGAUUUGCGCAGGGGAGUGUUCUUCCCCUGUCUAGUUUAAGAGAGUUAGAACUUGGAAAACGUUGGAUUGAACCGAGGAGAUGCGAACCCUAUGAAGGCAGGGGAUUUGCGCAGGGGAGUGUUCUUCCCCUGUCUAGUUUAAGAGAGUUAGAACUUGGAAAUCAUUCGAUUGAACCGAGGAUAUUUUUCAGAUUGGAGAACUUGUCAACCUUGCGAUUAAAUAGUUGUUUGAUCGUAAAUGUACUUGAUCUGUCGCCCAUGACGAAUCUGCAAGAGGUAUAUUUGUUGGGAAUCAGAUAUUUAGACGAGCUUUGUGGCCUUGAAGAAUUGGGAUCCCUUUGCGUCCUAUCGAUCGUGGAUUGCGAUUCCAUGGAAAGGAUAUCAGACCUAUCGAAAUUGAGAAAGCUGAGGGAGCUCCGGGUAGGAAAAUGUCCAAAGCUAAGAAGCGUGGAAGGUCUGAACCACUUGGAAUCUUUACAGAAGUUGUGGAUUCACGAUUGCAGGUCGUUGGAGAGUUUGGCCGACACCUCAGAUUUGCAUUUAGAAUGUUCCACAAUUGAACGUUGUGAGCGGUUGCGCAACCGUAGAUGUCAUGAUAACAGAGAUUCGGUGGUUAAUGAACUCGACCACGCUGUUGGAAUUAUACGAAGCAGAGGUACUGCCUGUGUGAAAAUCGGCUCUUGCAAGUGA